AGAAAACGACCGAAGAAAACAGACCUAACUAUAAUUCUCAAAACCUGUUUGCAUCAAAAAUCCCUCAUUCAUGUCGUUGGAGCUCUUGAAUUCAGUAGCUCACACCGUGCAAGACAUUUCUGGAGAGCACGAAGAUUAUCCCGAAUGCUAUAUCUGUUAUGGAAGACUAAAGGAACCUUUUAUACGAUGCAGUGAAUGUCAUCCCUUUGUUCAACUUUGUCUUGCAUGUUUCUGUGAGGGAGGCGAAGCAGGACGUCACAAGAAUAACCACAGCUAUGAAAUUCUUAAUAAUUCGUUCUGUAUUUUGGAGGAAAAUUGGACAGCACAAGAAGAAAUGCAGUUAUUGGAUGCAGUAGGAGAUUGUGGGAUUGGCAAUUGGGCUGAAGUUUCAAAGCAAAUGCAGACAAAAACAAAUAAAGAGUGUGAAAGGCAUUAUAUCAAGUGCUACAUUCAAGAUGCUAAACAAAAUGGACUUCCAGUGUUAAGAUGUCAAACAGAACCCUUCUAUAGAUCAAGAUUGUUGUGUCCUUUGCCAUUUCAAGCAACUGAAGAUCCACCCCGUCCUCCRAUGGAUUCCUUCAAAAGUGUUGAGCUAGCUGGCUACAUGCCUUGCCGAGGCGACUUUGAAGUGGAAUAUGAUAAUUAUGCAGAAUUUGACAUCAAAGAUAUCACUUUAGACCCUACGGAUUCACUGUUAUUGCAAGAGCUCAAACUUGCUGCAGUACAAGUGUUUAUUAAUAGACUCAAACAAAGGUGGUAUMGAAAAAAAAUUGUACAGAGGUAUGGAUUGAUUAAUAUCAAAAAAUGGCAGAUGCUAGAAAGAAGGCAGGAUAAAGCAGAAAGGGAUUUGAGGGACAGUCUUCGGCCGUUUGCAAGACUACAAUCUUCAGAUGAACAUGAAAAGCUUGUCCAAGGAAUGCAACUGGAAAAUUACCUAAAAAGAGAAAUCUUAUCGCUGCAAGAAUACAGGAUGGCUGGUAUUAAAACAAAGAAAGGUGCGGCAGUGUUUGAGAAGUUGAAAAAGAAGCAUGAAGAAGACCUAGGAAAAAGAAAACUAGUGGAUGAUGUUUURAUACACAUUAGGGACCAGAAAGUUUGUCAGGCGUGGUUGCAAAGACAGGCACUGCUAGAAUGUGGGAAAAGUCUGGCACCMAUACCAUUACCAAGCCUAGGUCGUAGGCCAGCUGCAAGAUUAGAUUUAAAUGGGACUCCAGGGGUAGAACUCUUGUCACUUGAAGAAAGAGAGGUGGGUUCAUUUUUCUUAGGUCUUGGGGAUCUACGACCAAAUAGUGAGCUUGCGAUACUUAGUGCCGCACUGAAAGACGAAAGAGCGGAGUGCCAGGAUGCAGAGGGCGAUGUCUGGUUUGAAGACUGUGUAGAGAAAAUGUGUAUUUAA
This is a messenger RNA of Exaiptasia diaphana, 1396 nucleotides long. RefSeq names its product transcriptional adapter 2-alpha. Gene Ontology annotation, molecular function: chromatin binding; transcription coactivator activity. Gene Ontology annotation, cellular component: nucleus; SAGA-type complex. The transcript has 20 exons. Bases 71 to 1396 code for a protein of 441 amino acids. Gene Ontology annotation, biological process: regulation of transcription by RNA polymerase II; chromatin remodeling. The record is from RefSeq and is a predicted model, not a curated record. Lineage: Eukaryota; Metazoa; Cnidaria; Anthozoa; Actiniaria; Aiptasiidae.